Molecule: messenger RNA, 5514 nt
Organism: Morchella sextelata
Lineage: Eukaryota; Fungi; Ascomycota; Pezizomycetes; Pezizales; Morchellaceae
Exons: 6
Coding region: 1-5514 (1837 amino acids)
Source: RefSeq, a predicted model, not a curated record
AUGGCGGUGUUUACCAAGAUAUGGGUAGCACUUGCAGUGGCACUGCUGCUCAUAAACAUCCAAGGAACAGUAGCGGAAAAGGUUUCGAAAAACCCAACAGAUACAAUCACUAGCGGAGGAGACAGCACUCGCAGCGGCUACCAAAGCACCCACAACCUCGACCCCAAUGUCGUCUCAUCCGGCAGCUUCAAUCAAAUCUGGAAGCAAAAGCUGCUCGGAAACUACAACGGCUUUACCGAACAGAUCUAUGCCCAACCGCUCGUCUUCACGCCCUCCGGGCAAAGCCAAUUCGUCUACGUGAUCUCGCAAAUGAACAUCGCCUACCGUCUCUCCGCCACCACCGGCGAGAUCCUCGCCUCCCGCCAGCUCGCGAUUCCCUUCCUUGUAAGCCCCGACCUCGAAGGCUGCAACGACAUCGCCGACUGCGUCGGCUCUACCGCAACGGGCGUCAUUGACCCCGAUCUCGGCGUGUGGUACGUCACGACCAAGACAUACGUCGACCAGACCAUCAACACUCCGCAGGGGCUCGCGGCAGGGCGUUAUUACAUCCAUGCACUGGACGUGAUGACGCUUGAGAGUAAGCCGAAUUUUCCCAUCCCGCUGGAGGGCAUUGUGGCCGAUAAUGCGCCGUGGAGGGUGUUUGAGGGCGGGAAACACCACCAGCGGCCUGCGCUACUCCAGGUGGGUGACUAUAUAUAUGCGGGAUUUGCAUCGCAUUGUGUGCAGUGGAACUUUACGGGGUGGGUCAUUGGAUGGCAUGCGACGGAGGGGAGACUGUUGACAAAGUACGCGAUGGAGGGGGGCACGGAGAAGAGUGGCAUCGGAGGUGGCAUCUGGAUGUCCGGUGGUGGGCUGGCGAGUGAUAAUCCGGGGAGGAUGUUCUUUGCAACCGGAAACGGGUAUGCGAGUCAGCUUGCGGACGACCCGGUUCCUGGGAGACAGCCGCCCACAUCGCUAGAAGAGGCGGUUGUCAAUAUGGCGAUCAACGGUGAUGGGACUCUGACACCGACGGAUUUCUUCAUGCCAUGGGAGAAGAGAGAUCUGGAUGGAAUGGAUAAGGACUUGGGCACAUCCGGGUUUGCGUUGUUGGAUCCAAAGGUGUUCUCGACGGAUAGUGUGAAGAGGAUAGGGUGUGUGGCGGGAAAGACGGGGAAGCUGUAUUUCCUCAAUUUGGAUGAUCUGGGUGGAUAUCAGAUGGGUGUCAAUAGAAAGGAUAAGGCGUUACAGGUCAUUGAGAUGGCGGGACCCGUCUUUGCGACUGCGGGAUCGUGGCCGCAUGACGGCGGAUAUGUCUACGUUACGCCCGUCGGCCACCAAACCGUCGCCUUUAAAUUUGGCAAGAACAGCGCUGGAGAGCCAGUUUUCAUACAAGCCGGUGUCACAACGGAGAGCGCAGCAGGACGUCAAGGCGUCGGGCAUGCCUCGGUCACCUCGCUGAAUGGACAGCCUGGCUCGGGAAUCCUCUGGAUCUCGGACGUGGAUGGAUCAAAUCUGAGAGCCUAUGGCACUGUUCCGGUGAAUGGCAUUUUGCCGACUCUGGCGUUGCUCAAUAAUGUCGGGCAGGUCAAAUUCUCGAGACCAACAUUUGGGGACGGGAAGGUGUACUUGACGAGCCAUACCGGAUAUGUAACCGCCUUUGGAUCCCCCGUAAAUAUGCCGCUGAACUGCUCGUCGCCGUAUGAUGCCGGAACGGUCAAUAUCGGGAAUACUUCCACUGUCAGCAUUACCUGCCAGUCAAAGAUUCCACUGACGAUCAACACUAUCGACCUGGAUAUUUCAACAAAUUUCAAAGCAUUUGGAUAUACUCUCCCAAAGACCAUGGCAGCUGGUGAGACGUUCAUCUUCAGUGCCAACUUCACACCACAGGCCGUCGGACCACUCAGUACAAACAUCAACAUCCGCACCACCAACGGCGGAACCGAGCAAUAUGCCGCCAACACCCCCGUCGGUAUCCGUGGUGUUGCCCUCUCACAGACACCAAUCUUGACCAUCCAGCCCAACGUCCUAUCGUUCGGCGAGUCGAUCGUCGGCGCAGACAUCUCCGGAAAGGAUCUUCAAUUUUCUAUCCAAAACGACGGACAGAGCCCACUAGUCAUUACCGGUUACCAGAUCAGCGCAAAUAGCUCUACGGGACCGUUUUUGUCAAACGGGACGACUAAGAGUGGUCCGUUUACUUUUGUGAACCUUCCGCCGGUGGGGUCGUCUGUUCCUGGAACGUCAUCCAUCUUGACGACGGUCAACUUUAACGGUACUGAGGCGGGGUACUUUACUGUAUAUCUGCGAAUCAUUACAAAUGGCGGAACAAAGGUUGUGGGCGCAUUCGGGACUGCGGGGUCUGCACCUAAAGCCGUGUUGGAGUGGCAGCGUCUAAACGGGACCUGGGUAGAGUUCAAAGCCGGUGUUCCAUUCGAAUUCGGGCAAGUUCCACUCGGGACACAGCAGUUCAGAACUAUGCGACUGAGCAACAAAGGCGGCACAACACUCACCACCACCAUCUCCAAGCCACCAGUAUCCGGCGCUCUCGCCGCCGUAAAUGCUCUUGGCUCCAUCGCAGAGGGCUCCCAGAUAGCACCUGGCGCGUACGAGGAGGCGUCGUUGAUUUGUUCGCCGCCGAAGAGCCAGGUCAAUGAGGAUCCGACGACGCUAAAGGCGGUGUGGACGAUGAAUAAUAACGAUCCGACGUUUGGGAAGCAUGAGAUUGAUUUUGUCUGCAAUGGUGCUUCGACUCAGGUUGGCCCGCUGGAUUCGAAUGGGCAGGCGUGGUACCGGUACCUGGGUUGCUAUAAAGAUGCGAAUCCUACGAGGAACCUGGAGGAGCUGUUGUAUUAUAGUGUGAAUAAUACGAACGGGAUAUGCCAAACGGACUGUUUCCAGAAGCCGCAGAUGUUCCCGUUUGCGGCGACGCAGUAUGAGGGUGAAUGCUGGUGUGGGACGAAGGCGCCGCUCGUGAAGGUGGCUGAUACGUAUUGUCAGUAUCUUUGUAAGGGUAAUUUCCAGGAGUACUGCGGAGGAGAUGGUGCGUAUAUGAGUCUGUUUGCGGAUAGACGUCAGUACACUCCCGGGAAUACAACUAUCUCAUCUUCGUCUUCGAGCAUUGCUUCGUCCACGACUAUGAUUCCUUCUUCUAUGCCUUCUGGCAAUAUUUCGUCUACUGUCAUUAUUUCAUCCUCCACCAUGUCGAGUAACCUCUCGAUAUCUAUAACUGCUCCAACCAUAUCAUCCACCUCUGUCAUCUCAUCGUCCACAAUAUCUCCAUCCGCGGUUCCUACGGGCAGCUACCAAUAUCUUGGCUGCGCAAACGAAGGCACAAAUGGCCGAGCCCUCUCAAAAGACGCCACCGCGAGCUCAACUCUGACAAUUCAAAAAUGCCAAGAGUACUGCACCGGCAAAGGGUAUCCUCUCUCCGGAAUGGAGUACUCUACCGAAUGCUAUUGCGGCCUCACUCUCGAAAACGGCUCCACAAUCGGCGGCACAACUCAGUGCGUCAUGGCCUGCGGCGGGGAUCCAGCGCAGAUUUGCGGUGGUCCCGGAGCUCUGUCGGUUUACAACAACACACUACUGGGUGCUCCAAGAACACCGGCUGUUGUGCCGAGUGUAGAUACGUUUUUUAGCCAGGGAUGCUACACCGAGGGCCUGAAUGAGCGGGCUCUUGCGGGAGGUGCUACGGCGGCGAGUAAUAUGACCGUUGCUGGUUGCGUGGGAUACUGUAAAGCUGGAGGGUUUCGAUAUGCAGGGAUGGAGUACAGUACUGAGUGCUACUGCGGUUCUGCACUUGCUGCGACGGCGGCAAAGGUCAAUGAUGGAGAUUGCAACAUGUUGUGCGGCGGCGAUGCAUAUGCGUACUGCGGAAGCGCCGGAAGACUCAACAUCUACCGCGACAUGACCGCCAGCAACUCCACCAGCUCAACGAUCAUUACCACCUCCCCCACCGCAUCAGCAACACCAACAGUAACCUCCUCUACCGCAACUCCAAGUGCAACGAUAAGACCCAAUUUCAAAUAUGUCGGCUGCGCAACCGAAGGUACUACCGGCCGCGCCCUCACCCUCGCCAGCUUCGCAAACUCCACCAUGACGCUCGAGCACUGCCAAGACUACUGCACAACGCUCGGCCACGCCCUCUCAGGCGUCGAAUACGCCAGCGAAUGCUUCUGCGGCACGCAUCUCGAGAACGGGUCCACCCUCGGCUCCCCCGCCUGCACAAUGCCCUGUGCCGGCAACGCAGCCGCAAUCUGCGGCGGGCCUAGCGCGCUGAGCGUCUAUAAUAACACAGACAUCGGGGCGGCUAGGGAGCCGGCGGUAAUAGCAGGCGCGGGCGGGUAUGUGUCGGCGGGGUGCUAUGCGGAGGGUGUGGGUGAGAGGGCGCUUGCGGGGGCGGCGACGGCCGCGAGUGGGAUGACGGUGGAGACGUGUGUGGCGUUUUGUAAGGAGGGAAAGUAUAGUUAUGCGGGUGUCGAGUAUGGGACGGAGUGUUACUGCGGAAAUGGCCUGGCGGCGACGGCAGUGAAGCUUGGGCAGGAGAAGUGUGGGAUGGGGUGUGGCGGGGAUAUGUAUGCGUUUUGUGGCGGGGCUGGGAGUCUGAAUGUUUAUGUGGCGGAUGCGGUGGUGAGUUCGUCGGUGAUCCUACCGAGUUCGUCGGCGGUGUCGAAUUCUUCGAUAACGUCAAGUGUUUCGACGGUGUCGACAUCUCCGCCGGUGUCAAGCUCUUCGGCGGUGUCUGUUGGGAGUUCGGCAAUCAUUACUUCGAGCUCUUCGAUGAUUAUUUCGAGGCAAGUUUCUAGUUUGACAUCGUCCGGCGCAUCAUCAGCUACAGCUCCAGUCACAAUUACCAGCCAGACAAGCUCCACUCCAACCACAUCUCCAACCUCUUCAACAUCCUCAACACCCACCGCAAGAUCAGAGUACAAAUACCUCGGCUGCGCAAACGAGCCCUCCGGCGGCCGCGCGCUCUCCAAAGCCAGCUUCACAAACAGCACCAUGACCCCCACCCUCUGCCAGGACUACUGCACAACCAAAGGCUACCCCCUCUCAGGCGCCGAAUACUCGACCGAAUGCUACUGCGGCACCACCCUCGAGAACGGGUCCACGCUUGGCGGAUCAACCCAGUGCGUCAUGGCCUGUGGUGGAAAUCCGGACCUGGUGUGUGGUGGGCCCGGAGCUCUGUCGGUGUGGAAUAAUACGGCGGUUGUGCUGCCGAGGGCGCCGAAGAUUGUCGAGGGCGUGGAUGGUGAGGGCGUCAAUGAACGCGCGCUGGCGGGGUCGAUGACUACAGGUGCGGGGAUGAACGUGACUGUCUGCGUCGGCUUCUGUAAAGCGGGUGGAUACAAAUACGCUGGUGUCGAGUACUCCACUGAGUGUUAUUGCGGUGCGGCGAUUACGGCGACGGCAGCGAAGGUGGCGGACUCGCAGUGUGGGAUGCUGUGUGGCGGUGACGCGUUUGCGUAUUGUGGGGGCGCGGGGAGGAUUGGGGUAUAUGUAGCGAAUGCGACGGUGGUGAGUACGAGCACGUUGGUGUGA